Messenger RNA from Punctularia strigosozonata HHB-11173 SS5, 2160 nucleotides. RefSeq lists its product as uncharacterized. The transcript is spliced from 13 exons. The record is from RefSeq and is a predicted model, not a curated record. Gene Ontology annotation, molecular function: zinc ion binding; DNA-binding transcription factor activity, RNA polymerase II-specific; DNA binding. Gene Ontology annotation, biological process: DNA-templated transcription; regulation of DNA-templated transcription. Gene Ontology annotation, cellular component: nucleus. Bases 1 to 2160 code for a protein of 719 amino acids. NCBI's taxonomy places the organism in Eukaryota, Fungi, Basidiomycota, Agaricomycetes, Corticiales, Punctulariaceae.
AUGCCCAAGGCGGCCCCGUCCUCCGCAACAGGGCGACCUGCGCUCAGGAGAAACCAGGCCUGCAGACAGUGUCGGAAGAGGAAACUGAAAUGCGAUGCUGCGCGGCCACAUUGUGGAACUUGCGUCAAACAAUGGCAGGCACUCGUCAGCGUUCCAGCACCAGUGGGGUAUACACAUCCCACAGAACCUCCAUGUUCGUACGACCCUGUCGAGGGCCUUCCACUCGCUCCAGACACCGACCCGAUAGAGAAAAUCAGGUUAUUGGAAGCUCAGAUUGACCACCUCAAGUCCAAACUGCUUGAAUCUCCUGAACACUCAGCCCGAUCGCUGUCACCAGGGAACAGGCUCCUCAAUGGGCGUGCAUCUCCGUCUCUCUCAGGCUCGAGCCGACUAGACAACGACAAUAGCCCAACUCUUCACGGUAUAGCGCUACCCCGUGCCUCCCUAGACAUGGCUACUCAUCGCAUGCCGACGGAUAUUAUGGACACCGGUCGUCCCGAAUCACGGUCCGAGGCCGACAGUCCCCAACCAUUCAUGAAUUUGCUUUUCUCGGGGUGGAAUCCUGAUCUGCCUGACCCGAACGUUCUGAUGCAUCUCGUGGACAUAUUCUUCAAAUGUGACCCGUGCGGAUCGCGCAUACUACAUAAGCCGUCAUUUAUGGCUUCCUUGCGUCUCCACCCAAAGGAUCAGGGGUUUCCCCACUCAGCUCUACUGCAUGCUAUCUGCGCAUCCGCAUCGCGAUGGGCGUCUCAUGACAUCGUGACCCUUGCUGACGGUACUCGACGGGAUCCAUUCGCAGAGUUUCACGCGAGCAAGACUCGGCAAUAUAUCGAUCGCACCAUGGCCAGCGGUCAGGACAUUUUCGAUGUUAUGCAAGCCUGUAUCAUCCUUUCCUGGUACUUUUAUCAGGAGGGGCGAUGGGUUGAAGUCUGGAUAUUUGCUGGGUUCCAGACCAGGGUGGCCAUACCGCUGAGGCUAAACUAUCCUGGCACGUUCACCACGCAGGGGAAUGCUUCCCCAGGGGCUUACUUGGCACCUCCGAGGGAUAUGCUGGAUUUGGAAUGCCGUCGCAGGGCAUGGUGGAUGACGAUGAUCUUUGAUCGCAUAGUUGCGGUGGGCGGUUGGCUCCAUAGCGUGGACGAAAGGGACAUCGGCACCGAGCUGCCGCUGCGCAACGAAGACUUCCUCACCAUCGAGGCACAUGUCCCGAGCAACCCACAAGAUCUUGCCUCGAAAGACGUUUUCGUCUGGCAUCCUCCUCAGUACACGGAUUCCUUCUUGCUCCUCCUGAAGUCCGUGAUGCUGUUCGGCAAGGUGACAGAUUACAACGUGCGGAGCAACCUACGGUCCACAUCGCCACCGUCGAAGAACCAAGACCCGUUUCAUCUUCCGGGUUUCGAGGAUUUAGACAAACUAGUCUGUACGGACUUUCUGGAAAACAUCCCUCAAGGGUAUAAACAGAACUACGGUGUUGGCGAUGUGACAACGGGCGUCGACACCGAUCUUUAUAUGGUCCACAUAAUCCCGCACGCUGCUACCAUUACCUUGCAUAAUCCGUACCUGGACUUCUCCAACCAGCAAUCCGCCUCUACCGCGCGCUGCAUCCAGGCGGCAAGAGAAAUCCUAUCCGCGUACUAUAUUCUCUCCGCGACGUCGCUGGACAUCACACGGUUACACCCGUUCGUUACGAUAUGUUGGUACCUGGCAGCCGUUGUGCAAGUACAAUUAUGCAAGUAUUUCAUCGAGCUUGGCGAUACGGAGCGAGAAUCUUCCGUGUGGGGAGAGAUCAAUGUACUCAGGUUUGCAAUGAUGGAAUACGGCAGUCGCUCGCCGAUCGGGACACGUCAAGAGAAGCUUCUCCAGGGACUCAUGUCAGAAAUCGUUCGCAUGACGACGCAGAAGGAGCCUCUGCAGGUCGGGAUUCCGCUGUAUCCGUUCUCGCACGCGCGAGUAUUCGCCGAUGCCCAGGAGACCGCUGCCGCUGCCGGUCGAGACGAUCACCAUAUCGCGCCGUUGCCCGUUAGCCCGCCUUACGAAGUCAUGUCUAAUCAAGGUUCGCCACCCGCAACAGCGAGAAUUGUUUCAUCCAUCUCGUCAACACCCAUGUCCACCAUGAGUCCGGAUCCGACGCUAUCGAGCUGGGGCGUCGAGACUGUAUGA